UCCUGGGAGAGGUGGACACUUAGGACCAGCAACCACCAAAUUCCCUGGAAGCACCGUGUUUUCCCGUCAGGAUGAGCCAUUCCUGGAACCAAUGCAGCUCUUCUGCUCCCAGAGGACCAGCAUCCUCCCUGUGUCCGGCACAGCGCCAGCCCUGAGAAGCCCACGCGCCUCUCUUUGGCUCUGCUCCCUCCAGCCUCCACUCAGGACCCAUGGACACAACUCCUGCCGUGGGGCAGGAGCUGCAAACAGCCCCGGGGUGGGCUGGGGUCUCCUGAAUGCACUGGGUGCCCUCAGCUGGACCCCACAUCCCCUAAUUGGGUGGCCCCAGCUUUGUCCCCCAUCCCGGUGUGACACAGGCUGAGCAGAGCUGCUAUUUCUGUCCUCAGCACACAGAUGCAAGCCUACUACAAAGUAGAAAACACAGGACGGGCUCCGGAGCAAGGUGGUAUAUGCCUCCUCGCCUUCCUCUCGUGGGGCUGGGCUUGUGCUCUGCACCGCUCUCGGUAUCGGGAGCAGCGCAUGUGGUCAAACCACAGGGUGUAGAACACAGAGACACUAACACCUCCAGACCCUUCAGCCAGGGGAAAGGUCCUGCUGCGCGAUGCAGGAGGAGGCGACUCCCAGCUCUGCUGUGACAGAGCUGACCCUCACCACCGACUUCUACCCAUGGGAUGACGGGUACACGUGGGAGAACCUGCUGCCUGAGCUCUGCGAGAAGCAGGUGGUGCAGGGCUUUGCCCGCACCUACCAGCCAGCCGUCUACUUGCUGCUCUUGCUGCUGGGCACCGUAGGCAACGGGCUGGUGCUGCUCACGCACACUCGCUACCGCCGGGCACACAGCAUCACCGAUGUCUGCCUCCUGCACCUCGCCUUGUCCGACCUCCUGCUGCUCCUGACGCUGCCCUUCGCCAUCACCGACACGCUGCAGGGCUGGUCCCCGGGCACGGCAGCCUGCAAGGCGCUGCAGGGCGUCUACGCACUCAACUUCUACAGCGGCUUCCUCUUCCUCACCUGCAUAAGCGUGGACCGCUACGUGGCCAUCGUGCGGGUGCCGGCUGCUUGCCGCCUGCGCCCGCGGGCUCGCCGCAACGGCUGGCUGACGGCAGGGCUGGCCUGGCUGCUGGCACUGCUGCUGGCACUGCCCCAGUUUGUCUACGGUCAAGCAGAACAGCACCAGGACCUUCGGCUCUGCCGUGUCGUCUUUCCCCAGGGGGUCUCGCGGGCGGCUCAAGGGGCCACCAACCUGGUGCAGGUGGUCCUGGGCUUUGCACUGCCCUUCCUGGUAAUGGUGAGCUGCUACGCGGCUGUGGCUCGGACGCUGCUGGCAGCUCGUGGUGCUCAGCCCCAUCGGGCGCUGCGGGUGCUGUUGGCCCUCGUGCUGGUGUUUGUGGCUCUGCAGUUGCCCCACAGCCUGAUGGUGCUGCUGGAUGCGGCCGAGCUGCUGGCCAGCUGGGAGCUGAGCUGUGCCCAGAGCCGCCGCAAGGAUCUGGCACUGCUGGUGACCGGCGGGCUGGCUUACCUGCGCUGCUGCCUCAACCCCUUGCUCUACGCCUUCUUGGGCCAGCGCUUCCGCCAGGAAUUGUGGCUGCUGGCAAGCGAUGCUGGAUGCGUGGGACCCCUCGAGCCACGCUGUCCCGGCUGCUCCAGUCCCCGUCAGCGGACUUUGCUCUCCACCUGCCAGGAUGUGGUGUAGGGAUGUGGUGCCCACAAUCGGGGCAGCCACCAGCACCCGGCAACUUGGCCCCUCCGUGCCUCCCUGGGGAGAGAGACUCGGUGCAUGGACCUGUCCUGGGCCUUGGGCAGAGCAGUCUGCCAGGGGUAGCGCCAAACAACCCGCGCGGUGCCCACAGCGCACGGGCAGAGCAGCUCUGCAGCACCCACGCUCCCUGCUAAGAGCAGCACCACGACGGGAGGGGACCCUGCGAUG
Messenger RNA from Cuculus canorus (common cuckoo), 1927 nucleotides. RefSeq names its product C-C motif chemokine receptor 10 (gene CCR10). Gene Ontology annotation, biological process: chemotaxis; immune response; G protein-coupled receptor signaling pathway. The coding region runs from base 602 to 1693 and encodes 363 amino acids. Gene Ontology annotation, molecular function: C-C chemokine receptor activity. The record is from RefSeq and is a predicted model, not a curated record. NCBI's taxonomy places the organism in Eukaryota, Metazoa, Chordata, Aves, Cuculiformes, Cuculidae. Gene Ontology annotation, cellular component: membrane. The transcript is spliced from 2 exons.